UUCGAUUUACUAGUGACAGUUCAAUAACAACCUUUAGCUGUUGCGCUUGUGUGUUAGCAUAAAGCGGCUGCGCUUUUGCAGCAUGUAGAAAAGACAGCGUGGAAAGUUAGCGCGCGAGUGAUGACGUGUUAGAACCAAAACGCUUUUAAGAAAUCCAUCACAAUCUUUUUUUUGCUUAUCAACACGGUUAAGUACACGGUGUCCACCUGAUAAGAAGUGCUCGACCGAUAAGCAGGUGCAGUGUGCGCCUUAUUAUAUCAUGUUUAUCGCUGUUAAGUGUGAAUUGUAAAGCGGCAAACAGCGUGAUAAUGUGCUAAUGUCAUGCUUACCUCCACCAUCGCAACGUCAAUAGUACGAACGUUUUCUUAAGGCAUAACAUAAGUCAAUAAUGAAGUAUAAAUGAAUGAUCUCGAAGAGUACAGUUUCUCUUACAUGGUACAGGGUGGACAAAUGUGUGAAAGAGAUUUUGUGACUUGUGGGGUGUUUGGUGCUAGCGCCAUACCUGCAGGAGAAGAGAGAAGGAAUAAAACGAUUUUAGUAUACAGGCAUGAGUAAUAAAGUCGUGUGCGAAUAUUAAUGGGAGCAAGUAAACUAAGCUUUAAUAUAUAUCUGCAGCAGUCUGAAGAUUGUUCCUUAGAUACGACCCGGAACGCUACCGCCAGCGCAACGUUGUUAAGGUAACUCUUACAACCGGAAGACUAUGGAGGCCUUAAUGGGAGGCCAGUGCGCCGCACAGAGCGUCGGACCGGCGAAUCAGCUGUUUGGGCUGCUGGUGCAAACAAUCCUGGCGGCACAGUGUGCGAUUUCCCCACCGGAUAUGUGGCCGAAGGACUACGGCCCGACAGCACUGCAGCGCGGAUUGGAUGAGUACGAUUUCGUGAUCGUCGGUGCCGGUUCCGCCGGGUCGGUUGUUGCCAAUCGACUGUCCGAAAACCCGGACUGGAAGGUUCUGCUGCUAGAAGCGGGCGGUGAUCCACCGAUCGAGUCUGAGAUACCCUUUAUGCAAAUUCAUUUAGCGAAAUCAAGCGUAGAUUGGGUUUACUAUGCCGAUUCGAGGGAUAAACUCAACCCGCACAAUCGCACUGCUUGUCGAGCGUCAACCUCGCCGGCCGGUUGCUUUUGGCCACGUGGCAAAAUGCUCGGCGGUUCAGGAGCGAUGAACGCCAUGGUGUACAUUCGUGGUAAUGCACGCGACUACGAUGCGUGGGAGUUCGAGGGCAAUUCUGGCUGGGGAUGGCGGGACGUUUUGCCGUACUUUCGCAAAUCGGAAAACAAUCACGACGCGGCAGUCGUCGGCGAUGGUACGUAUCACGGAACGGGAGGAUAUUUGUCCGUUAGUAGUGCCUCAGGUCAUUCCGGCCACAUGGAACAUCUGAUAGCAGCGGUACAGGAAAGCGGAUACGACUACUUGGAAGAUUUCAAUGGCGAAAAUCAUAUCGGUUUCUGUCGGGUGCAGCUUAACACGAUCGAAGGUGCUCGGUGCAGUCCGGCGAAGGCAUUCCUUGCACCUAUCAAGGACCGUCGAAACUUGCAUGUUAUUAAACGAGCACUUGCAACGAAGCUUGAGGUUGAUGCGCAUCAGCGGGUAUCGUCAGUGCGGUUUGUAAUUGACGAGCAUAACGAUUCUUCAAACGACCAGACGCGUGUGCUGGAGGUUAAGGUGCGCAAGGAGACGAUCGUUUCGGCUGGUGCAGUAAACACGCCGCAGUUGCUCAUGCUCUCGGGAAUUGGGCAGGAAGAGGAUCUGCGCGAGCACGGCAUUAGAAUCGUAUCCGACCUACCCGUUGGACGCAAUCUUCAGGACCAUGUGAUGGUGCCACUGUUUUAUUGCAUCAAUCGUUCGUCAGCCACCGAUUUUGAUCUGAACCGGAAUGUAAUAGGACAUAUGUACGAUUAUCUGAUGCAUCGGAAUGGUCCACUAAGCGAGAUUGGUAUCAACGCUUUCACGGGAUUUGUAAACACGGUCAAUCAUUCGGAUCCCUUUCCGAACAUACAGUACCAUCAUAUGUAUUCUCGUAAGCGGUCGAAUAUAGCUGGUCGGUGGCUGAGAAUGAUGGAGCUGGACGGACCUUUCAGCAGCAGCGUGGCGGAUGCUAACAAUGAAGCGGAUGUGCUAGGUGCAUUCGUAAUUUUGUUAAAGCCAAAGUCAUGGGGUCGAAUAAGGUUGCAAUCAGGGCAGAUUGAACAGAAACCUAAAAUUGAUGCCGGUUACCUCACACACCGACAGGAUAUCGAAACACUAAUCGAAGGUAUCCGCAUACAUCAAGACAUCAUGGCAACGGAUGCCGCUAAACCGAUGGAACCCGAGCCGGUACGGAUCGAGCUGCCAAGUUGUCAGGACGAACUGUACGAUUCCAACGCGUACUGGGAGUGUUACAUUCGAGAACUUACCCUGACACUUUACCAUCCAGUGGGGACAGCAAAGAUGGGCCAUUCUAAUGAUCCGGACGCGGUAGUCGAUCCAAGACUGCGCGUCAAAGGCGUGGCGGGGCUACGAGUGGUCGACGCUAGCAUCAUGCCUGACAUUGUGAGCGGUAACACGAAUGCGGCAGUUAUCAUGAUUGGCGAAAAAGCGUCCGACAUGAUAAAGCAGGAUCAUGGAUGGAAUGAGGAAGAAAAGCAUCGCAAUUGAGAAAUGAUACUUUGAAGAAGGAAACACGAGAAUGUGUCAAAAAAGGCCUAUUACUGUA
This is a messenger RNA of Anopheles coluzzii, 2690 nucleotides long. Its product is annotated as glucose dehydrogenase [FAD, quinone]. Lineage: Eukaryota; Metazoa; Arthropoda; Insecta; Diptera; Culicidae. The transcript has 3 exons. The record is from RefSeq and is a predicted model, not a curated record. Gene Ontology annotation, molecular function: flavin adenine dinucleotide binding; ecdysone oxidase activity. The coding region runs from base 701 to 2632 and encodes 643 amino acids.